Molecule: messenger RNA, 7367 nt
Organism: Portunus trituberculatus (swimming crab)
Lineage: Eukaryota; Metazoa; Arthropoda; Malacostraca; Decapoda; Portunidae
Exons: 15
Coding region: 543-6935 (2130 amino acids)
Biological process (GO): tRNA methylation
Cellular component (GO): cytosol
Source: RefSeq, a predicted model, not a curated record
GGCCGCCUUUCGUAUGGAAACAAACUUGCCGAUAAGUUAAUUCUUCAAGGAGACAAGGUUGAGCGCACUCCUUCAUUUCGUAGAGUUUACAAUGCUCAGCUGAGUCCUUUCCAUCGUGCUGUAUGUAUAUGAGUGUGUCCAGCUGAUCUUGUCAGUUACGAUACUAAGGCAAGCUUCUUUGAGUGUGGAUCCCAAGAAGGGCAGUACGAGAGAGCUAGGGAGUGACACAUACUUUAAAGGCUUGCAAUGGUAGCCGCAUAUCUCCGCUGACCAGCAACUCCCGGAGGUAAACAAAACCACGUGGAUCAGCUGAUGGCAACGUCAUUACCUUACUAUAGUGGUGGUAAGGGGGCUUGUAGGAGGCUUCGGAACUCACAGGGCUGCCUCUGCUUGUAGUACCACCGUAGAGUUUUAUGUAUUGACGCAGAGACUUGUCACAAUAUCCAGUAAAGCUCAGAGUGAAGACAAGCGUAACGUAAGGUUGCUGCUGUAUCUCCAAGACCAAUUACACACGCAAGGAGUUAAGCUGUGUUUCUGCAGUCAUGAGUGAAAUAAAACGCGUAAUAGAGGAAUUGUUCAACGUUAGAGAGGAUGAACAGAAGAUAAAAGCAGGGUCUUGUAAGAUUGUGUGUUCACUGGAGCCAAGUGAGAGAGCGUUACUCGAGGCUCAGAUCACAGCCAGGCUACAGCAUCUUUUGGAUCAAGAACCAACUCAUGCCCUCUUAGUGUGUCAGCGCUGUGAGGGAUGUCCAGCCUUGCGGAGGGUACUGAGAGGGCCUUGCUGGGCUGUCUUGCUGAGGGUUUGCCUCGAACACCUUGGGGCACAGCAGGAUGGGCAGCCAUGGCCAUCACACCAUCUUCCGAGGGCUGUCAGGGUCCUUUACAUUGUGCUGAAGGAACAACCCACACAGGACCAUCACCAAGACUGCCACCAGAACACCCAGCAAAAGAAUCAACACUUGACCAAACAGCACCAACUUGACAGCCAGCAACAGGGACAAGUUAAUGACUUGCAGUAUGAAACAGCAACAUUCAGGCCACUACUAGAUGCAGCUCGUGUAACCCUCACCCUGGCAUUGCUGGAUGGUGGAUCUUUGGCGUCUGGGAGCCAUGCCCUUGUGGCCUCUACAACGCUGUGCCUGUUGUUGCAAUACUUAGAACAGAAGGGAAGCAUCAUUGCAUUCCUUGACACCCUUUGGAUCCUGAACCAUCUGGCAGAAAAGAGGAAAGUUAUGACAAACACCUUUUGUGGAAGAAAUACAGAUGUGAGAUAUGAUGAUGAGGAAAUGAGUGGAAUGAAAGACCAUUUUAGAUCACCAGAGAAAGUCAAAGAAAGCACAGCAAAUGUGACCAUCAAGAAGAGCAUCUCAGUAACGAGCUCAUUGAGGUGGGAAGAUGUGAGGACAGCCAUUGAGUCUGCCAGGAGGGGAGACGAAGGCAGGAAACUCAUGAAGAGGAACUUUGAGGGAAUGGAAGGAAGCUAUUCAUCCUCCACACUCCUCCUCCAGGGAAUGCUGAAUGCCGGAGGAAAAUUGCUGAUUCAUGAGAGUGAGGAGGAGGAGGGACAUAGAGGAAGGAUCUUUCUGUUCUCCCUCCAUCCACUCCUUCUUAAGUUAUGCAGUGGAGGAGCUACCCAGCACACCUUUCAAGCUUUCCAGACACUGUACCUAUGGAUCCGUGCUGUCAGAGAACUUGGUAGCAGGGAGAGAAGACACACUGGGAGAACAAAACACCAGGGACCAGAGAGUGACAGUAGUGGCCAGAUGGAGGAAUGGACACUGAAUAUUCUUCCUACCUCCACUAUCACCACCACCAAUGCCACUACCACCUGCCCUAUGCAAGGAGCUUCACACCCUUCCAAGCAUGCACUGUUCAGCAUGGCACCAGGAUCACAGGGCCCUGUGUUUACUCUUCUCAAUGCCAGCUGGGAAAAUCCUGCUAAAGGUGUCAGUGAGUUAGUAGUAAAGUGCAUGGAAGAGCUUCUGUCACUACAUGAGGAUGGGACAGAGGGGGCAAGGCAACAGCUGGCCAGAGACAUCCUUCAGGCUCUUCUCUAUUCCUCCUCUUCCUCUGUCACUUCUGUCUGGACCAGCAAGAGUACCUACCCUCCCUUGGCUCUUGCUCUCACUCAUCUAGGUUGUCAGGAGGCACUGCAUUUGUACCCAUCAUUGCCUGCCAGCCUUGUCUCCUCACUGGGGGUGAACCAUUUGGCACCAGCCACCACCACUGUGUACAAGGUGUUCCUGGCACAGCUUGGAGUAUCAUCCUGGUCACAGCACUUCCUGACCCCUAUUUCUGUUGUGCUCAGCUCUGAGGACAGAUUGACUCAGCAGCAUCUCCUUUCCUUGUGGCUUCCUCCAACCCUCAAGAAAUACCCAGGCAUCCACUGGGCACUCCUGGCAUCCUGCAGCAACACCACCCCUGGCUGGCUGUCCCGCAUGGCACUGCUCAGGACAGCACGCUCAGUGGGUGCCCUGGAGCUGGGAGAGCAAGGAAGCAGUGCCUUCAGUGUGAGCUGUGGUAAUACAUAUGAAAGGUCCAGCAUGGAAGCAGCCAGUAACAGCAAAGAAAGUGAGACUGAAGAGGCACUUAUUAUGCCUCACAUCCACACUGCACUGAGCCACAGAGAUGAGAAUGUCCGCCUGGAGGCACUGUCACUGCUGUGCCACACUCAGAAGACCUCCCAACCAGUGUCUCACUUUGAAACUGUGUGCCUGCAAAACUUCCUGAGGUGGAACAUGAACAUAGACUCAGCACCGUUUCGCCAAGGAGUGCUGAAGUGUGUGGCAGCCCUUCUGGUGAGGCUGAGGGGUGCCACAGCCUCCUACUGCAAGAGCCAAAACAAUAAGGGAGUAAGGUCUACAGUAAAGAAAACUGCAAAGGAACCUACCUUAACUCACAAUAGAAAUCAGAAGUGUGGAGUGGUGGAGGUCAGUUGUAGCACAGUGCUCAGUACCAGUGCUGAAUUGGUGAUGUGGCUGGUCAGAGAGGUUCAUCGUGCCAUGGCACCAGAUGCCAACUACCAGCGGCGCAUCCUAGCACUUCAGCUGUACAAAGAAGUGUUACUGGCACUCCUCCCAUCCUACACAGCUGUUCCUCACCUUGGGAAGCGAGUCACCAGCAGCCCUGAUUCUCUACUGCUGCAUCUCAACACCAUGACAGCAAAGAAGAGCACAAACCACUUGAACAACACCUCAGAUGGAAAAGACAAGGAAGGCAACCCAUCACUGCACUCCUUAAGCCCUGAGCUGGACAUUUAUGGGGACAGAAAGGCUUUAGACCAGCCAUUAAUUGACCUUGCCUUCCCAUGGACACUGCACACACUCCUCCACCUCUGCAUAGAUGAAAUGAAUGAUGUGAGGGCAGAGGCCAGGGAAAUCAUCCAUAUAUUCACCUCACAAGGAAGGAUGGCAUUAAGUUGCUCUGAGGGAAGGAAGUGGAUGAGACGUGCCAUGAAACUGUGUGACUCCCCUAAGGCCAGUGAUGCUGAGAGUGGAGGUACCCUGGCCCUCACAGUGGCUCUCUUAAUCCCUGAGGAGCAUCUGAAUGAGGUGCUGGAGGGAAUGUCUGGCAUGGAGUCUGAGGAGAAAGGUGGUGGUGGUGGUGGUUGUGAGUCAAGUGAGACCAACACUCCUUCCUCUUGGUCUCUGGGUGAGUACCUCCUUGCCAGAGUGGAGUGUCAGUUCAGCGUCGCCAAGACCAACCUCCUGUGGGCCGCCAGACAUGCACCCAUCCACGGCACACUUCAGGCUUUGGGGCAAUACAUCACUCAGAAGCAGGAGGAGGAACAGGAAGAGGUGAAGAAGAAGAUACAGCAAAAGAAAGAAGGAAAAAAGAAAGAGAAUGAAGUGGCAGAGAAGGCUUUCAUUCCUGCAUUCUCUCCUUCAUUCCUUCCUUACCUCACCUCCCUUCUCCAGCAUCUAGUGGAAUUUGUUUUAGACACUCUUGCCUCUACUUCCCCUCUUGGAUCAGCUGUGCCUCCAUCCUUUGCUGAAAUGGGGGAGGCUGUGAGGAAAGUGGUGGAGGAAGGCAAAGAGAAGCUGAAAGAGGAUGAGAAGAGCAAUAAUGUAGCUUUGUCUUCAGUUACAUCUUUACUGGAGCAGGAAAAGGAGGAGGACGUGGACAGGGAAGAGGAAGGAGGUUUACUCUCCAGUGAUCAUGUUCUUGUGCUUUCCUGUUGCUGGCAAAUUCUUAAGAGUUGCUGUGAAGUCACCAGUCGGCUUAUCCACCUUCUUGCUGGUGAACCCAAGGCAGCAGAUGACCUGAUCCGGGUUGUUGUGGUCAGGGUCCUACUCGGCACUCGACACAAGGGGGCCAUGGAGGCUGCCAGGGCCACCUAUGCCUCCCUCUGGAGCUGCCUACUACAGAAUGACACACUGAGAGGGCCAUUUGGGGUUCCUGACUCUUGUUUUGUUGAUAUUCUUCAUUGGCAGGUGGGUGAAGUGUUGCACAUGCUAGGGGCACCUCGAGGCACGUCUGUCACCCGGCGAGCAGCAGGUGUGGCCAUGAUGGUGCAAGCGGCAUGUGGGGCAGCACCUCGGCUCACACCCACACUGCUCACCACCACUGUGGCCUCACUCACUACCACUGCAUGCUCACAGGUGGGUAUGGAUGAGAGUGGUACUACUGAUGCCCCACAAGCCUUGGCUCUUCAUGUUCUGCAGUCUCUGGUCCUCCACUCUCCACUAAGCCCAUUUCUACGCCCACACCUCACAUCACUCACGUCCACCUGCCUCCAUGCCUUUGCCAGCCUAUCUUGGGCCAUACGGAAUGCAGCAUUACAGCUCUUUGGCUCACUGGUGUCAUCUUUGGUUGGCCAAAAGAAAGUGAGAGACGACACCUCAGCCCUCAAUAGUCUUACCACACCCGAGUUCGUUUCCCGACAUCCUUCCUUGGUGCAGUUGCUCUUAUCUGCUCUGAGUGGUGACUCAGAGUGCCACACUGAAGGUAGUGAGGAUAGUAAAGUGGCACCUGGCACACUCACAGACAUCCAAGACACAGACACAUUACCACCCCCAGUUAUACAGUUAUCCAAAGACACUGCUAAACACACAGAUAGACCAUAUAACACAAAAGAUACACACAACCAGAAUCACACACCCACACACAUGCACAUACACAUCAAGAGUGCCUCCAUCCUAGUGCCUGUACUGAGUCUUGUGGCCAGACUUUCACCUGGUACUGGACUCCAACAAAACCCACAUCUCACAAGAACACUCGAGCGACUCUGGCACUCAACUGCUUGCCUUCUUGAAUCCCCGGUUUACAAUGUACGCAGACUGGCAGCACUAGCACUCGUCUCCCUCACCCCAAGUAAUCAAGCACUCCCACGUGCCCUCAAGCUUCUCCUGAAAGCCUCUGAUCCAAUUACUACAACAAACUUAAUUCAUGGGCAUUUGUUAGCCCUGAGCAACUUCCUCCAAACACACCCCAACCUUGCAGAGGAGUCCAAGCUGAGAAAAAGUGCAUCUGCAUCACUCGCAUGGCUCUUUAGCCCAAGAAACAUUUGUCAUAUCAACACUGCCCUGGCACUCAAAAUCAUGAUGGUUUUAAACAUCAAUAUAAUGGAUGCCUGCCAUAUACCAGCACUGGACUCCUCCCUCCCAGGUGCAGCAGAAUGUCGCUCCACUCUCACCCUCAUGAAGCUCUCUCAUUGGCCAAGAAACACCAUCGAGAGCUUGUUUCUUUCAGAAGCACCAAUUAGGAUGGACCUUUUGGAGAUCUGCUCUGAUGCCAUUCUUUAUGAGAUCAAAGACUGCCACUGUGCCUCUUGGUUACUGAAGUGUGAAAGCUGUUUCUGGCACCAUCUUGAAGAAAGCAUUCUCACACCCAAGGCAAUGGCAGCAAUUCUUCAGUUCCUAACAGUCAUAAUGGAGAAGGUGGAGAGUGCUGGGUCCAGUAUCCCUACACAGGGGCUGGCAGUACUGCUUUCCUGCAUGAAGGGGUUGCAGGGCAGCAGUGCCACCUACGCUGCACUUGUCCUCUUGGCACACCUCAUGAGGCAUCCAGCAAACAUCACAGAAGACAUCCUUGCAGCCUUUGCAGGAGUUCUAUCCCAGCAUUCACACCCCACAUCCUCAGAAGACCAUCGACUGGCAGCAUCAGUAGCACUCAAAGUCGCCAUCAAGCCAAUCUUUACUUGCCAUCACCAAGUCAGCUUAACAGUCAGGAAGCAGCUCGUCAUGUCCACUGUGGCACUGCUCCAGGAUGAGGACUCCUUGAUCAGGGACACAGCUACUGGCAUUGUAGUGGCACUGGUCACACCCUCAGGAGCAAUUCAAGAACACACUCCUCAUUCCCAACCAAACCCACACCCUAACCUAGCUUUGUUCGAGUUCUUCAGGUAUUUGGCGGACAAGAGCAUGACAGACAGUGACUGGACUAUUCUGAGGAUACUCUGGGAGGUCUGUUUUGGUGAAGAAGGUUCAAAAUCUUUCUUUUCUGCAACAACUCUGACAGCCAGUCACUUGCGCCUCUUCCAGUCCCAUGCAGCUAACUUGUACCAUGAGCCAAGGCAAGUCAGUAUCUCAGUGGGUGUAGCCUUGAUGAAGACUAUUGAAGAACACAGACAGACUUCUGUUUGGGAAUCACAACAGCAGAAUACCUCUUGGAAUAAACAUCAGGCAGGAAAAGACUCCAAAUCUCAAGAAAACACCAACAUUGGACAAGAAAACGGUAACCCAUCUCAAUUUUCUGUGAGAGACUGGCUUGAGAAGGAGAGCGCCAAGCUAAACUGCCAAGGGGAAGCACUGUUUAGCAUGGCAUCAAAUCAUAAUUUUUGGCAUCACAGACAGCUUGCAUUUGAGGCAGGAGUUUAUGUGGUGUCCUGCAAGGUCUUUAAGCUACUGUGUGAAGUGUUUGGUGUGUCCCCAGAACUGGCAUACCUCCUUGUCUGGAGUGAGAAAGGAUAUGGCACAGUGGAUGAGAUGGGGUGAACAUAAUUGUAAAAUGAUGGGAGUUGAUGCUUAGUGGAGUGAAAGUUGGGCAAGAGAGGAUAGUUGUAAAAUGAAGGGAGUUGAUACUUAGUGGAGUGACAGUUGGGUGAGAGGAAUGAGAUAGAGGAAAGGGAGGAAACAGGCAGACACGUAUAGAAUGGUCACUCAUUACAGAGAGGGCCUGUGUUUAAGUCUGGACCAGCAAGGUGAGCCCAUGUUCUAACAGUAUGUAGGUGUGGGAUGUAAGCAAAGUGGUUGUGACACACACACACACACACACAGAAUGAUGAUGGUGCUGAUGACAUGUUUUAAAGAAUAUUUUGUGUGUACCUGACUCUGACCUUUAACUUCAUUGUUCUGGAAGAGUAUAUCUUUGUAAAAUAUUAAAUGCACAUAUAAAAUUUAAUAUUUUGUAGUAAAGUACCUAAAACC